UUGGUGACGGGUGGUGGGGAUGGCCUUCUAAGACUAUGGAAUCCAUACGUGCCACAGAAAAAUAGCGGAACUUGCAAGAAGCACGAUGCCAAAGUCUGCGCUAUCACCAUUCAAAAGGAGCAUCAUCUCAUCUAUUCGAUAUCCAAGGAUCGCUGCUUAAAAGUGUGGGACUCCCGUACUAAGCGCUGUAUUAGAGGAGGUAGUGGUCAAGGUCAGCAAAAACUCGGCCAUGGGUUCACUAUUAACAGACUUUGGAUGGGCUCAUGGAUAUUGGAAAAAAUGCGCCCAGUAUUGCCAUAUUUUAUAAUCCAGAAAACUCAUUUACUCAUGGCCGCUAGUGUUAAAAUUGCUCUCAUCACGUGUUUGAGAGUUAUCAAUGAAAUUUACACCGAUGGGUUCACGCAUUCGAAAACUGUUACGAAAGUACUAUACAAUCCUCUUUAUAAAACGAUCUUGACGGUCAGCAAAGACUCGACGAUAAUCGCAUGGGAGCCUUUCAUUGGUCGAUGCCUGUUUACAAUAAACCACGCCCACACAAAAAUGGAGCUGGGCGAGUCGAAGGAUCUGCCAAUCACAGCCGCCGAAUUCGACCCGAGCAAAGUGCUUCUAAUCACGGGGUCCAAUGAUGGAAGCAUGAAAGUCUGGAAUUUCAACGAGAAAAAAUGUGUGCGCAAUAUGACCACCGGUGAUGACAGUCGUGUGGUGGACAUCCACUGGAUCUCGAAUCGUGUGCUGGUGAUGACAUGGCACCACAUCACAGAGUUCGUGUACCCGGAAGGCACAAUUGUGGGCAAAACGUGGGAGGCCAAGCACACUGAUGAUCUCACUGCCUGUGCAGUGUGUCCGCACGCUUUUGUCACCGGCACAUUCAACGGAGAACUCAUUUUCUGGAGACUCGAGACCGGGCAAUCGCUCAAGGGCUUCAUUAUUGUCGACCCUGAGAAGAGUAAAGUGACCGAGUUAUCACUGAAAACUAUCAAAUCGAGGAAAAGGAAGGAUGUUGCGAGUGAUACUCAUUCUAUUGUUCUCAACACUGCAAAUGUCACAGACAAUGACUCCAUUGAUUCAGACAUGACUGAUAAGAGUCAGUCCGACUUGGAAGUGAAUAAUUACAACUUCGAAUCAUCCCUGCUAACUAACCAUUGGAAGAGCGACGUGACCAUUCACGCGAUCACGUAUCUGCGUGGCGGCACGCGAUUGGCCGGCGCUGAUGAAGGGGCGGUGCUUGUCUCGACCAAUGGCGGCUUUGUGCAGAUGUGGUCCACUCACCGCUCGGCUGCCAGCGGUCUAGUAUACACGUUCAAGGCCACUAGAGAUCCUGAUGUCUACAUCAUGACUAUGGCCACUGAUAGGCUUGAUCAGUACUUGUUUACAGGAGACUCAAUCGGUUACAUAAGAAUAUUUUCAAUUCUGAAUUUGGGAGUGCCAGAAUCAGACAGGGUACAGAUUGAUCACAUGUACUUCUACCAUAAAUUCCCCUAUUAUGCAAUUGUCAAUCCCGACAUGAAUUUUGAAAACGUCGCUUAUCCUAUUUUGUUGUCGUGUUAUCAAGGGCAUAAAAAGACUGUAACCAGUCUCAACUUUAUACAAGAACUGGAGGUGCUAGUAAGUUCUAGUACAGACAAUUCGGCAAGACUGUGGACUCUGGAAGGCCAGUACAUUGGCACCCUGGGGAAUACCAAAUAUUGGAAGCAGCUGGAACGAAACACAAAGGCUGAGGUGGUUGAGCCCAGACUUCCGCCUGAUAUUAGAAGAGUUUGCUCCGAGAAUACGUUGAAGGUAUUGAGCUAUAAAAGCACACAAGAUUUCCUGGCAAAUGUAGACACAGUGGAGGAUGAUUUGUCGAAUCUUCCAGUCGACAAAAUUCCAACUUAUGGAAAGCCUUUAAGUGAGCCGAUUCUAGGCAAUUACUUCUCUCUGCCUGAGAGAGGCAAACGCAAAAUAAAAUUGCCCAAAGUAGACGCUACAAAAGGACGAUUUGUUCGAGUGUAUGCCCUGAUGGCCAAUGAUGAUAAACCACUGAAAGAGGUUGCUUCACUGAAAAACAGCAAACCAAAAAGAGGCAAAGAGAGAGAUACAACUCCAAAAAGCUAACCAAAUUGAACAAAUAUGUAUGUGGAUAUUGCUUCAUCUUGAAAAUAUAAAUGAGUUUGAAGAAUAUAAUUUGGAUACUGAUGGACGUACAUCACUGGAUAAAAAGCCUUGAGUAUGAUGAAUGGAUAAAUAUAGGUACCUAAUAAGAAAUGUGCAACUUAUAAACAAAAUAAAUUGUCAAGUGCAUAAAUAUAAUAAAUGAGAUAUGAGACUAUCCAAUUUCAAGUCUUCUGAGUUUUAUUAUAGAACUAGCAGGUAGCCCUUGUUCCGCAACUGUCUAAUUGAAAGCUUGACCUAGGUACUGAAAUCUUGAAGAAUUUAAAAUAGACUUCAACCAUCCUUGGGAAAUUAA
Nilaparvata lugens (brown planthopper) is the source of this 2446-nucleotide messenger RNA. RefSeq names its product WD repeat-containing protein on Y chromosome. The record is from RefSeq and is a predicted model, not a curated record. NCBI's taxonomy places the organism in Eukaryota, Metazoa, Arthropoda, Insecta, Hemiptera, Delphacidae. Gene Ontology annotation, molecular function: protein binding.